Messenger RNA from Myotis lucifugus (little brown bat), 1557 nucleotides. RefSeq names its product family with sequence similarity 171 member B (gene FAM171B). Lineage: Eukaryota; Metazoa; Chordata; Mammalia; Chiroptera; Vespertilionidae. The record is from RefSeq and is a predicted model, not a curated record.
AUGACCUCUCCUGCCAGGCCAGCCCCUGAACGGACUGGUGGCCUGGUGGGCGCCUGGGACCCUCUGUUCAGAGCUGUUGGCGGCCGAGCUGGGAACUCUGCACCUGGCUCACUGGUCCCUGAGGACGGGCUGCGGACGGAGAUGAAGCCAAUAACUGUCAUGAGCGCUCGUGACUGUGAGGCAGCCGGACCCCAGCCAGGCCUGAGGACAAACCGCAGGCACCUCAGCAGGCCCGGGAGGCGUGUGGACGCCGGGACACGCGCUCCGGGUCUGACGGCUGCGCUCCUGCUUCCCUCCAGGUCCGUGUUCACGCUGAAGGUCCAGGUGAAUGACAUCAUCAGCCGCCAGCCCCUGAGCCGGGCGGCGGUCGAGGUGUUUGUCAACCACACGAAGACGAAUUCCGCCGCCACCGGGAGCCAGGGCUCCGUGCUGGUCCGCGUGCCCUUCGCGCUGGGCCUCGGCCUCACCAUCCUGGCGCACAAGGUCGGCUACGUGCUGGCCCCGCUGGCCUGGAGGCCCGGCCAGAUGCCAAUAUAUUCAUCAGUGACGCUUUCACUGUUCCCGCAAAGCCAAGCAAAUAUAUGGCUGUUUGAAGACACCGUUUUAAUUACUGGAAAGUUAGCCGAUGCCAAAUCUCAACCAAGUGCCCAGUUUUCAAAAGCCUUCAUCCAGCUCCCGGACCGCCACCACCUGGGCAACGUGACCGGCUACCUCACCGUCCUGCAGCAGUUUCUGAAAAUGGACAGUUUCCUGUAUACGACCGGAGUCACGCUGAACAAAUCAGGUUUUGAGAGCAUCGAGCUGACGCCGCUGGCCGCGGUGUGCGUGAAGAUGUACGCGGGCGGCAGGGAGCUCCAGGUGGCCGGCUCCGUGCAGCUUUCGCUCCCGCUUCUCCACCCCCAGGGCGUGAGGGCGGGGGACCCCCUCCCCGCCUGGACCUUCGACAUGAACACAGGUACUUGGAUCAGUCACGGCCGGGGAGUGGUCAAGGACUACAAUAAUCAUUUAAUCUGGAUGUACGACGCGCCGCAUCUGGGCUACUGGAUAGCAGCUCCGCUUCCAGGAACUAGAGGCCCGGGCGGCGGCGGAGACUCCCCGGACAUCGCCGCCUACCACACGGUGUUCCUGACGGCCAUCCUGGGGGGCACGGUCGUCAUCGUCGUCGGCUUCUUCGCGGUGCUGCUGUGCUAUUGCAGGGACAGGUGCGGCCCUCCCCAGAAGAGGGACAGGACGGUCACCAAGCUGGAGGCCCUCAGGAGAGACCAGACCACGUCCACCACGCACAUCCAGCACAUCGGCUCGGCCAAGGCCGCCCUGAGAGCCGAGGACAGGGGGAGCCCGUCCCGCAGCCCGCAGAGGCCCGGCCUGGCCAGGCCCGAGGCGGAGGAGCGCGUGGCCCUGGUGAAGACGCGGGAGCACUUCCAGCUCUACGGGGAGGACGCGGCCUUCCUGCCCGCCCAUCAGAGGACGCCCGCGCCGGCCUCGGAGCCCCGGCCGCUGGCACGCGCCCCGGGCAGCCUGGCCCCCCGGGGGGAGGCCAACGAGGAGACGCGGUAG